AUGCCCCCGUUACUGGCAUCAUUGAGAGCGCUGGGUAGCAUGCAUCUUCUUCCUUGGCUCUUCCCACUUGCGAAGUACGUCGCCGUCAAUGUGACCAUCUGGGGUGUAGUACUUGCCUCAUUGGCAGACUGCAAAUCAUAUGCCUCACUCCUGGCUUGUCGCUUCCUUCUCAGCACUGCAGAAGCUGCCGUCAUACGUGCCUGGGUCAUCUUUACAUCGCAAUGGUACACUCGCUACAGGCAAGCUUUCCGUGCGGGUAUUUGGUUCUCCGUCUGUGGCGCCGCCCAGAUGUUUAGUGGCUACGUUGCGUAUGGACUUGCCAGCCACGCCGGUGGCGAUGUGAAUGCUGCUCUUCGAGACUGGCAGGUCAUCUUGUUCUUCCUGGGUCUCUUCAUCGCAGUCAUCGGUAUCAGCUUCUGGUUCAUCAUGCCCGACUCGCCCGAGACCGCUGGCCUCCUCUUACCAGAGAAGAGUCUUCACAUCGAACGCAUUCGCGGCAAUGUCCAAGGCAUCGGCAGCAGGCCUUCAAGCAUGGGUUACACAUCGAAAGAGUCCCUCUUACUCGUCAUCUCCCUCGGUGCUUACGAAAUCGUCGUUCUCGUCACAUCCCUCGCCAUCAUCCGCACAAUCCUCAUGGCAACCACAAACAAAGUCCCCGCACUCAUCGGCUACUACUUUUCGGGCGGCAUACCAAUCGGCUGGAUAACAAUCCUCGGACUGCAAGCUUCCAACGUCGCAGGCUCAACGACGAAAAUCACCGUCAGCGUCAUUGGCACAAUCGCGUACACCAUUGGCAACAUCAUCAGCCCGCUGAUAUUCCAGAGUAAGGAUGCACUGAGGUAUCUGCCUGCGAAGAUCAGCAUAGUGAUUUUACACGUGUUGAUCACGAUUGAUUUGGUGAAUAGGGAGUUUAGACAUGUGCUGUGAGCGAAGGCGCGCAUGAUAUGCCAACAAUGUUGUACUGCUGAAAGCGGUGUGGUUAUCCGCUUCGACUUGGUAUAACUACGUUCAAUAGGUCGUGCAAUAUCUAUAUUUGCUGGCCAGAUGAGCGACAAGCAACAUACUUUGGCGCAUUGCUUGGAUGGAGUGAACAGCACAAUAGCAACAGCAACUCUUUCAAGCCCCUUAGGAUUGGCUUAUACUGAGCCUGUUGUUUUAUGGACACCCAAUCGGGAAUUCUGGGGGAUUAAGCGUUCUGGAACUCGGUAUUGAAAUAAACAAGGUGCAUGCACAGCC
Messenger RNA from Macroventuria anomochaeta, 1236 nucleotides. RefSeq lists its product as uncharacterized. Gene Ontology annotation, cellular component: plasma membrane. The record is from RefSeq and is a predicted model, not a curated record. NCBI's taxonomy places the organism in Eukaryota, Fungi, Ascomycota, Dothideomycetes, Pleosporales, Didymellaceae. Gene Ontology annotation, biological process: allantoate transport; transmembrane transport; dipeptide transport. The transcript is spliced from 4 exons. Bases 1 to 927 code for a protein of 308 amino acids. Gene Ontology annotation, molecular function: allantoate transmembrane transporter activity; dipeptide transmembrane transporter activity.